UUUUUGCAGUUUACGAAUUUUAAGUGUAACACGCUGACAUUUUGCUGCAGUUCAAGCUGACACCUGUUUUAUCAUCAACUAGGGAAUGGGCGAUUCUAGUGCAGGGUCAGUUUUGAACUCGGUGACUGAACAGCUGCUGAAAGAAGUUGAACAUUCGUACAAGUCAGCAGGCAAAUUAACGGAUGAAAUUCUCUCUGCAUUACAGUUUGUGUUCCAAACCACCCUACUUCCAGCCCUGGAUUUGGUUGAUCAACGCAAUGUGACUCGGAUCUCAUCUCCUAGUGGACGUAUCGUUUAUCAGGUGGUAGGAAGUUCAGGGACACCGUACACAUGUCUGACCACCAGUACCUACUGUUCGUGUCCAGCUUACAGAUACUCAGUACUGCUGAAGCAGGAUCACAUCAUGUGUAAACACACUUUAGCCAUCAGAUUGGCAAUUGCUAUGGAUCUGUGUAAGGAGUUACAAGUCUCUAAUCAGGAAUUGGUCAAGGUCAUCACUAACAUUGAUUGACCACAUACAACACAGGAAAUGGUCAAGUUCAUUAGCAACAUUGAUUGACCACAGGCACAAGAGAGCAUGUCAAGGUCAUCACCAGCAUAGAUUGACCACAGCCACAAGAGAGCAUGUCAAGGUCAUCACCAGCAUUGAUUGACCACAGCCACAAGAGAGCAUGUCAAGGUCAUCACCAGCAUUGAUUGACUUCAGCCACAACAGUGCAUGUAAAGGUCAUCACCAGCAUUGAUUGACCACAGCCACAACAGUGCAUGUCAAGGACAUCACCAGCAUAGAUUGACCACAGCCACAACAGUGCAUGUCAAGGACAUCACCAGCAUUGAUUGACCACAGCCACAACAGUGCAUGUCAAGGACAUCACCAGCAUAGAUUGACCACAGCCACAAGAGAGCAUGUCGAGGUCAUAACUAGCAUAGAUUGACCACAGCCACAAGAGAGCAUGUUAAGGUGAUCAUCAGCAUUGAUUGACCACAGCCACAACAGUGCAUGUUAAGGUCGUCACCAGCAUUGAUUGACCACAGCCACAACAGUGCAUGUCAAGGUCAUCACCAGCAUUGAUUGACCACAGCCACAACAGUGCAUGUUAAGGUCAUCACCAGCAUAGAUUGAUUGACCACAGCUACAAGAGAGCAUGUUGAGGUCAUCACCAGCAUAGAUUGACCACAGCCACAUCAGUAGAUAGUUAUGGUUAUAGCUGACUUUGACAGAUUACGUUUACACCUCGAAAUAGUACAUGAUCUAGUUAACUGAUGGACAUGUAUAAAAGUGAGAUGAGAACAACAAUGUAUACACAAAGAUUGUAAUAAAUGUAAUUUUUUUGUAAGAUAAUAAUUAUCUUAUCUUUUAUAUAUGAAUGAUUUUCUAAUUAUCUUGGUGUGCAAUUAUUGUGUUAUACACCCUAAUCGAUACCAAUUUAUAAGCAAAUUGAUGGUUAAUAUAUACUGUAAAAUCUUAUGUUUUGUGAGGCUCAAUUUUCGUGGUUUUUCAAAAAAAAUGCUUAGAGUCUCUUGGUUUCAUGGAUAAACAUAGCUGAAAAAUUUUUUUUUACUUAUUUCAAGAAUUUGUGGACAUAUGAAUUUGGGAAUUAAGUCAACCAACCCAUGAAAUAAAUGAACAUUAAUCACUCAUCAGAUAUAAUGAGUUUACAGUGUAGUAUUAGAAGGAAUUGAUCAGUGUCAUCAUUGUCAUCAUUCCUGGAUCAAACACGAAAUAAGUUAGAACUUUUUAAUACAUUUAAAAAACAUUAUUAAUUGUAUUAAAGAUGUAAUAGUCAGUUUUUCGACAUUUUUUUAAGGCCAAAAGUUUACUAGAAGAAUGGCUGUGAGCCAGCAAUAGCUCAGUCGAUCAGUACUAUGGUCUGUGUAAUCUUGUGUGAAGAUUUGUGGUGUGUGGCUUGAUUCAUAUCUCUGACAGUUUGUGUAUUGCAGGAAGCUAAGGAACAGAAUGGUUUGCGCUGAUUUGGUUUUGUGCAAGGGCAAAACUCUUUAUCUUAAUUACUCAAGAUGGCAUGUAAUGGGCCUCCUGUAUGUUGUUCAGUGAGGUAGCCACCAGCUACUUACUACAAAGAAACCCUGCCUCAAAUUGACCCUGAUUUUUCCCAGGGCGAUAAAACUAACAAAUGAACUUAACAAGUUCUAUUGUGUUUGCAAGAGAUUGAAUAAAUUUUUUAGGAUUGUUGAUGUAAAUACACAUAUUGCAAAAAAAUAAUUGUACUCUAGUACAAGAACUCCAUAGAAUUGACUUUUUUGAAGUCUUUUGGCUAACAGAGAUUAAUCUCAAUUUUCAUAUUUUUCCAUUCCUUUUUUUUAGUUUAUACAAUUAUAUACAUAAAAUCUUGUAAAGUUGUAAUAAGUGAUCAAUAUGCCUAGUUAUUAUUAUAUUUCUUGGUAUGGGUAUGAUGUUUUAGUCCUCUUUCUUUGUGUGUCGGUUGUAAAUAUGACUGAGCCCAGGACUGUCUGUUUAAGAAGUUUAUUGGUGUGUGGACGUAGGGAUGUACGUCCUAGAGAUCGACUGUUUAAUACAAUUUCUUACCAGCUUUUAUAGAGAUGGACAAGGAAAAUCAAUGUUACAUCAUAUAAGAAAUUACAUGCACCACGCCAACAUGUUAGAUAUACUGAUAUAAGAUUGGAGUACUGAAUAAGGAUUACAUAUUUAGUAUCCAGGUAACAAGGUAAAUUUGACAUAAUGACCAAAGGCCACCAUGGUUGGCUAUAUGAAUGAACCCAGGUAACUGUUACUGUAAUGUGUUGUCAUAUGUAGAUGUCACCAUGGUUGGCUAUAUGAAUGAACCCAGGUACCUGUUAUUGUAAUGUGUUGUCAUAUGUGUGUGAAAAAGUUAUUCUGUUACAUUUGAA
Molecule: messenger RNA, 2868 nt
Organism: Ylistrum balloti
Lineage: Eukaryota; Metazoa; Mollusca; Bivalvia; Pectinida; Pectinidae
Product: zinc finger SWIM domain-containing protein 7-like
Exons: 7
Coding region: 86-511 (141 amino acids)
Biological process (GO): double-strand break repair via homologous recombination
Cellular component (GO): Shu complex
Molecular function (GO): zinc ion binding
Source: RefSeq, a predicted model, not a curated record